AGAACGCUUUGGAAGUCGAAGUACUAAAAAUAAUACAGUAUAGGACAAAAAGGGAGCCCUAGUACCUAAGAUGAUUCAUAAGUAGUAUGUCCUCUGGUGUCUUUGCUGAUUUUAUUGCGGGCUGGGUUGGAGGUGUGCUUUGUACCAUUGUUGGAUACCCAUUCGAUACCGUAAAGGUACGGCAACAGAACUUUUCUGCGUCUCUUUUCGUUGCAACGAAGGAAACGUUGAAAUAUGAAGGAAUUCUUGGGUUUUACAGAGGCAUAUUGUCUCCAUUGGUAGCUUACGGGCCUAGCAACUCAAUAUUUUUUGGGUGUCACAAUAUUAUAAUGAAAUUAAUAAACGGAAGUCACCCAGGAGCCCCAAGUCGCACCAGACAUAAAGCUACAUAUCUGAUAAAUGUAUUUUUUUCAGGUAGCUUAGCUGGUUUUGUCCAAGCGGUAAUAAUGUGCCCAGUAGAUCUAGUUAAAAUAGCUUUACAAACUAACACUCGAAGUUCCAGCGUGUGGGUUCACAACAGUAACAGCAUCGAGUAUGAAGGUCUCACCCAUGCAGUUCGGACUAUCACAAAAUACCAGGGACUGGCGGGAUUGUAUAAAGGAUUUGUGCCUAUGAUGUACAGAGAUGUACCUACCAGUGGAGUUUACUUAAUCGUUUAUGAAAGCCUUCUUCCUGAUGACAGAAAAUGGUAUCAGAAAAUUUAUGCUGGAGGUUCGGCAGGUAUAGCGGCAAUAUCCGUUGUUCUCCCUGUUGACGUGGUUAAAACACGUAUCCAAGCUGACGACCCUGUAUAUCCCAGAUACAAAGGCAUGAGGGACUGUAUCAAAAAGAUAUACGAAGAGGAAGGUUACCGGAUAUUUUGGAAAGGCUUGCCUGUGAUUACUUUAAGAGCAUUUCCGGCAAAUGCUGUGCUUUUUAUUGGGUACGAAAUGACCCUGGAUAUUUUUAGAGCUACAAGAUAG
Molecule: messenger RNA, 962 nt
Organism: Sitophilus oryzae (rice weevil)
Lineage: Eukaryota; Metazoa; Arthropoda; Insecta; Coleoptera; Curculionidae
Product: solute carrier family 25 member 48-like
Exons: 5
Coding region: 87-962 (291 amino acids)
Biological process (GO): mitochondrial L-ornithine transmembrane transport
Cellular component (GO): mitochondrion
Molecular function (GO): high-affinity L-arginine transmembrane transporter activity
Source: RefSeq, a predicted model, not a curated record